AUGAUUUUGACUGCCGAAAACCCGCAUCUUGAAACUGUUACUCGUGUCAUACAUCGCAAAGCUGAGGCCCAAGUGCGAUCCAUUGUGUUGAAUAUAUACUAUGGAAUCGCGGUGAACCAUCCUCGGGUACAGCCUGUAAUCAAUGACCCUGUGGAACGAGAUGCAUUGGUGGGCAUUAUUAACAAGACGAAGGAUCUAUACAUAAUGCCUGGCCAAUGA
Penicillium verhagenii is the source of this 219-nucleotide messenger RNA. RefSeq lists its product as uncharacterized. The transcript is spliced from 3 exons. The record is from RefSeq and is a predicted model, not a curated record. The coding region runs from base 1 to 219 and encodes 72 amino acids. Lineage: Eukaryota; Fungi; Ascomycota; Eurotiomycetes; Eurotiales; Aspergillaceae.